UUUGCCGGCUUGCGAUCGCCAGUUGCCGCCAGUCUGUGCCGACCGCUAGACGUCAGACAGGGAGUGUGCCAGUGCAGUAGUAUCCGACUAUUCAUCGUGUUCACUCGUCGUCCGACUUUGUGCCCAUCGCUGGUCAGUCAGUCUGGAGAGUGGAGAGUCAAUGCGCGCCCGUUGCUCUGUCCCUUGAUAGUAGUCUAUAUAUAACUGAUCAUCGUUUUUUCGGUAGGCCUUUAACGGGUUUUUUAUAAAAUCGUUUCUCAGAGAUCCGUCGACUACACCGUAGUCGUCCGCACAUCCGAAACGCCAAGUUAAUAUUAUUAAUAACACAAUAUUCAACGUUAAUAAUAUUAUUAUUAUUGUCAUGUCGUCGCGAUGAUGUCCCGUCACCCGUCAUCCGAACGCCACUCGCGGCCGUCGAGUUAUUGACCCAUCAACAUAUGCUAUUGGCCGCCGCUUGCUUGUCAUCGGUUACGAAAUCGGAAAUAGGUCCCCGCGGGCCAUCGACUACCAAUCAUCCAUCCGCCCUGAGACCGGCUCCGUCAUUGUUACAUACGAAGUGAUUACAUCCCGCAGGAGGUAAAUUACUAUGGACGCUGGGUUUAAAGAAGAGCGGCCUCCUCAUCCUAGAGCCAAAGCCAACAUUUUUGAAAUCCUCACAUUUGGGUGGACUUUAAAACUCUUCAAAACUGGACGAAAAAGAGAUUUAGAAGUAAAUGAUUUAUAUACAACACUAAAUGAUCAUUCUUCAGCAUCAUUAGGAAAUGAAUUAGAAAAGAAAUGGAGAAUAGAAUUAGGUAAAGCAAAACAGUCAAAUCGACAGCCUAGUCUAUUAAGAGCUUUACUUCAAAUGUUUGGACCAAAAUUGAUGUUAUAUGGAUUUUUACUUUCAAUUGUUGAAAUUGUAUUAAGUGUAUGCCAGCCGAUCUUCUUGGGUCGUAUAAUCGCACAAUUUGAACCAGACAUACCAUCAGAUCAGUCUUCUCAUCUUGGGAUAUUUUAUGGGAGUUGCUUGUUGGGAGCCGUUGCGUUGAAGACUUUUGGUUUCACCGCCUACGAUAUGCUCACCACGCAUAUGGGCAUGAAGAUGCGCGUGUCUACGUGUUUUCUCAUUUAUAAUAAGGCAUUACGGCUAAGUAAAACUGCUCUUGGUGAAACCACAGUCGGUCAAGUAGUAAAUUUAUUAUCAAAUGAUGUAAAUCGAUUUGAUAUAGCAGUAAUAUUUCUGCACUAUCUAUGGAUCGGUCCCUUGGAAACGAUUGUGGUCACAUAUUUUUUGUGGCAAGAAGUAGGAGUGUCAUCAAUAUUUGGAGUAGGCGCAUUACUUAUGUUUAUUCCUUUACAAGGCUGGUUGGGAAAAAAAACUUCAGAACUUCGACUGAAGACAGCUAUCCGGACUGACGAGAGGGUUCGUUUGAUGAAUGAAAUCAUUUCUGGCAUACAAGUAAUUAAAAUGUAUACUUGGGAAAAACCUUUCGCCUACCUUGUACAAUACGCUAGAAAGAAAGAAAUUCAACAAAUUAAGGGAUCCUCUUACAUCAGAGGUGUCUUGUUGUCAUUCAUAGUAUUUCAUACUAGAAUUGCUUUGUUCUUCAGUAUUUUGUCAUAUGUGCUGCUCGGAAAUUUUAUCACCGCCCAAAAAGUUUUUGUCAUAACUUCAUACUACAAUAUAUUACGAACAACGAUGACGGUGUUUUUCCCUCAAGGUAUUGGACAAAUUGCCGAGAUGUUAAUAUCCAUCAAACGCUUACAAAAUUUUCUACUGUAUGAAGAAAAAAACACUCAAGUGGCAAACCGUUCAAAAGCUGACAAGGCUUCUAAUGGUGUUAGAAAACCAAUCAUUAUUAAUGACAACAAUAUAUCCCCAUUGAAUGAUCAAAAUGAUCCUGAUCAAUUAGGCAAUUUAGGCAUAGUUGUUUCUAAUGCUACUGCUAAGUGGACAGAUGCUCAAACUGAAAAUUCUUUAGAAAAUAUCAAUCUAACCGUAAAACCCGGUAGAUUAGUUGCUGUCAUUGGUCCUGUAGGAGCCGGAAAAAGUUCAUUGUUACAUGCAAUUUUACGAGAAUUACCACUUUCCGAAGGAAAUAUUUCUGUGCGUGGUGUAGUAUCUUAUGCAUCGCAAGAACCAUGGUUAUUUGCCGGAUCAGUUCAACAAAACAUUCUAUUUGGUUUGCCAAUGGACAAGGAACGUUAUAGAAAAGUUAUAAAAGUAUGUGCAUUGAAAACAGAUUUUGAACAAUUUCCUUAUGGUGAUAGAACAAUUGUAGGAGAAAGAGGAGUUUCACUCAGUGGUGGACAAAGAGCAAGAAUUAAUUUAGCUAGAGCUGUUUAUAAACCAGCGGAUAUUUACUUAUUGGAUGAUCCUUUAUCUGCUGUUGACACUCAUGUUGGCAAGCAUCUAUUUGAGAUAUGCAUUAAAGGCUAUCUGAAAGAAAAGACUUGUAUUCUUAUUACUCAUCAAUUACAAUAUCUAACUAAAGUUGAUCAAAUUAUUUUGAUGGAAAAUGCAAAUAUAUUAGCUGAAGGUUCAUAUCAGGAACUUCAAUCUUCUGGUUUAGACUUUACAAAAUUGCUCGGAUCUUUAGUAGAAACCACUGUUGUAUCAGAUAAUGAAUCUAAUUCUAAAUAUGAAAGUACCCAUACAUUAAGUCCUCGUACUAUUUUAUCAAGACAAGUUUCUAUUCAAAGUGUUGCUUCAUCCAUUGAUGAGAGCAAACUUGGAGCUCAGGAAGAACCAAUCGAAGUAGCUGAAACUCGUUCAUCUGGAAAUAUUUCACUUACUGUAUACUCAUCAUAUUUUUCUGCUGGUGGAAAUGCUUGUAAAAUUUCAUUUUUAUUAUUUAUGUGCGUUUUCACCCAAGUCUUAGCAUCUGGUGGAGAUUAUUGGAUAACAUAUUGGGUCAAUCUAGAAGAACUUGUUUUCCGUAAUACAAGUAGUAUAAACGAUAAUACAUUGAUAACCACAGAUGAUAAUAGUACAACUACAUCUACAACUAGUUUUAUAUCUGAUCAAUUGUUGUGGUGGACAAUUUCACGGCAAACUUGUAUCAUAGUUUUUGCUGUCUUAACAUUUUCUAUGAUAUUGGCUACCCUUGUCAGGUCUGCUACAUUUGUAUCGGUUUGUAUGAGAGCUUCUAUGAAUUUGCACAACAAGAUGUUCAAUGCUAUAACCAGAGCCACAAUGUAUUUUUUCAACACAAAUUCAUCUGGACGAAUUCUUAAUCGAUUUUCAAAAGAUAUGGGCGCAAUUGACGAAAUGUUACCAGUAGCUUUAAUGGAUUGUAUUCAAAUUGGAUUAACACUAAUGGGAAUUAUCAUUGUUGUUGGACUAGUGAACAUUUAUCUUAUGAUACCAACGUUCAUAGUUGGAAUUAUUUUUUACAAAAUUCGAGUUUUCUAUUUAUCGACUUCUCGAAGUGUCAAACGAUUGGAAGGAGUUACACGGAGCCCCGUAUUUGCACAUUUGAAUGCAUCUUUACAGGGCUUAACAACAAUUAGAGCAUUUGAAGCAGAACAAAUUUUAUCGAAAGAAUUUGACAACCAUCAAGAUUUACAUUCUUCAGCAUGGUAUUUAUUUAUUUCUUCAAGUAGAGCAUUUGGUUUUUGGUUGGAUAUAGUCUGCCUCAUCUAUAUAAGCGUAGUAACAUUCAGUUUCUUAAUUAUGGGCAGUAAUACAUUUGGAGGAAAUGUUGGUCUGGCUAUUACUCAAGCAAUUGGAUUGACUGGCAUGUUCCAAUGGGGAAUGAGGCAAUCAGCUGAAUUAGAAAAUCAAAUGACAUCAGUUGAAAGAGUACUAGAAUAUACCAAUGCCCCACAAGAAGCUGCUCUUGAAUCACCUCCAGAGAAAAAACCAUCAAAGGAUUGGCCUCAUAAAGGACAAAUCAUAUUCAAAAACUUUUAUUUACGUUAUAGCCAAGAUUCACCACAUGUUUUGAAAGAUCUCAAUAUUAAAAUUGAAUCAAUGGAAAAAAUCGGAAUUGUUGGUAGGACUGGUGCUGGAAAGUCAUCCUUGAUAGGAGCAUUGUUUAGAUUAGCUGUAAAUGAAGGUUCCAUUUUUGUCGAUGAUUUAGACAUUAAUGAUUUGGGACUACAUGAACUUCGGUCCAAACUUUCCAUCAUUCCUCAGGAACCAGUUUUAUUUUCGGGGACAAUGCGAAAAAAUUUAGAUCCUUUUGAUGAAUAUCCAGAUCAUGCUCUUUGGAAUGCUUUGGACGAAGUUGAACUUAAGGAUGCAGUUGAAGAUUUACCUGGUGGCCUAAACUCAAAAAUGUCUGAAGGUGGUUCAAAUUUCAGUGUUGGUCAAAGACAAUUAGUGUGUUUGGCAAGAGCUAUAGUGCGAAACAAUAAAGUUCUAGUGUUAGAUGAAGCCACUGCCAAUGUUGAUCCACAAACUGAUGCAUUGAUUCAAAAUACUAUUCGAAAUAAGUUCAAAAUGUGUACAGUCUUAACAAUCGCUCACCGUUUGAAUACUGUUAUGGAUUCUGACAAGGUUCUUGUAAUGGAUGCUGGUAAGAUGGUUGAAUUUGAUCAUCCGUAUAAUUUGUUGAAAAACAAAGAUGGGUUUUUGUACAAAAUGGUGGAUCAAACUGGAAAGGCUACAGCUGAUUUGUUGCAUAGUGUAGCUGCCGAGAGCUAUAGAACCCAGCAGUUGACUAGAGAAUCUCCAAUCAAAUUAAUUGACGAAGAUGUAGAUGACACUAGUAGGAAUAACUAGUUGUUUUUAUUUCCAAAGUUAUUAAUAUUAAUCACGUGAUGCCUUACAUAAUAUAUUAUAUAAAACAUAUUUUUAAUUGUUCUAACUUAAAGUUCACAAUAUUAUGUUUACCAUGAUAAAUGUCCACAAUGUCAACAUUGCUGUGUUAUUUUAAGGAAAUUUUAUACAACCAAUUUAUUCUAUAUAUAUAUAUGUUUUAAAUUCAAAUCAAAUUAGUUCUUACGUAGUCAAUGUUAGUAUUUCCAAAACAUGUAGACAUUAAAUUUUGUUUUAUGGUUUAUAUUGUAUACUAUAAGGAUAAGUAAGUUGUUGUCUGUUAAAUUCUAUGUGUUUAUAUUGUUAAAAUAAAGAUGAUCACUUUUGUACUUAA
This is a messenger RNA of Myzus persicae (green peach aphid), 5081 nucleotides long. RefSeq names its product probable multidrug resistance-associated protein lethal(2)03659. The record is from RefSeq and is a predicted model, not a curated record. The transcript is spliced from 26 exons. Gene Ontology annotation, biological process: transmembrane transport. Gene Ontology annotation, cellular component: membrane. The coding region runs from base 587 to 4711 and encodes 1374 amino acids. Gene Ontology annotation, molecular function: ATP binding; ATP hydrolysis activity; ABC-type transporter activity. NCBI's taxonomy places the organism in Eukaryota, Metazoa, Arthropoda, Insecta, Hemiptera, Aphididae.